AUGCAUAACAACGUCACCUAUAUCGGCGACAUGGCCCCCUCCCCCGAGCAUCCCAACCAUAACGAACCUCAACUCACAUUCGAAGAGGUUCAACAACGUUAUGGUAAAGAUGCCCGACUCUUCGUCGGAAAUCUUUCGGUCAACGUCGACCAGUCAACGCUCAUGCGGGAUUUGCAUGAAGCAUUCAGGCCAUUCGGAGCCUGCUGUGUCGGGUUGAAGUACAGCAGGACCAGACAAGGCCUGCAACUUCCUGGGGCGUUCGUCCAAUUCGAAGUAAGUCAUCUAUUGUGUGCUUCUUUAAACGGUCUACAAUAUGAAACUAACGAUCUACAGCGUCCCGAAUAUGCCCAAGCAGCUCUCAGCUUGGACCAGCAGCGCGAGCUGCAUAACCGUCCUCUAAGAGUUGAGAGGGCAGCCGGGCAGAGGAAUCGGUCUGCCAAUGGGUCCCCGCCCUACCCCCAGCACGGCCCCUCCCCCCAGGCGCCAUACCCCCAGAUGCCACAACAGUGGUAUCCGUCCCUGCAGAGGUCCUCGCUCGAGUCCAUCUCGGGUUCCUAUGAGUACCCUUAUAUGGCUGGUGCCCCGGGCCCAUAUCCACCUGUUUGGGGGGAGCAUAGCUACCCUGGGCAGGUGGAGGCCAACAACGUUCCGAUUCAGGAACAGGCUUCUGGGGGCCAGGUCGAGCGUCAGCAGGGCUCGACUGCCGCCAUUUGGAACGGGCCCUUGAUUGUGGAUGGGUCCUGUUGGGCAGACAAGAGGAGGAAGUGA
Molecule: messenger RNA, 768 nt
Organism: Aspergillus oryzae RIB40
Lineage: Eukaryota; Fungi; Ascomycota; Eurotiomycetes; Eurotiales; Aspergillaceae
Exons: 3
Coding region: 1-768 (255 amino acids)
Molecular function (GO): nucleic acid binding
Source: RefSeq, a predicted model, not a curated record